AUGAAUAUUACAAAUGUGACCGUCCCCGGCGUCGUGGGUAUGAGCAAGGGUGGGAGCGCGGAGUUGACUGUCCCCCUUGAUAUUGUCGACGCGCCCCUGGCGACGCUGAGUCCCGCGAGCCUGCUGACGACGCCGCUGCUGCAUGGGCGCGCGGAAAUGCGGGUGGUGGUUGGCACUGCAGCGCGCGUGAAAUACUGGGGCAUCUCGUCGCCGCGCGUUAUGGUGCAUGUGGAAUGCACGAUGCAGCUGGACCCGUUUUCUGCUAAGAAGUACAACGAGCAGUGUACACCCAGCAUCUCACUUUCCCACUCAACAAUCGCUUCCCCCUCCCACCCCGCUUCCCCUUCCCACCCCGCUUCCCCCUCCCACCCCGCUUCCCCCUCCCAACCCGCUUCCCCCUCCCAACCCGCUUCCCCCUCCCACCCCGCUUCCCCCUCCCACCCCGCUUCCCCCUCCCACCCCGCUCCCCCCUCCCACCCCGCUUCCCCCUCCCACCCCGCUUCCCCCUCCCACCCCGCUUCCCCCUCCCACCCCGCUCCCCCCUCCCACCCCGCUUCCCCCUCCCACCCCGCUUCCCCCUCCCACCCCGCUUCCCCCUCUCUCUCCCCUUACCCCCUCUCUCUCCCCUUCCCCCUCUCUCUCCCCUUCCCCCUCUCUCUCCCCUUCCCCCUCUCUCUCCCCUUCCCCCUCUCUCUCCCCUCCCCCCUCUCUCUCCCCUCCCCCCGCCCUCUCCCAUUUCCCCCCCCCUGCCAGCCAUCACUCGCCUCCCUGCCACCCGCCGCCCCUAUUCUUCGGAAGCUUAUCCUCAGCGCAUGCCCAUCGAUUGAUGGGGCCGGCGUCUUUCGGCCGUAUCUUAAGGUGUUUCGGAGGGGAGCACAAGUGAGCAGCAGUGUCUUGCCUGGGGAGGUGAGGCGUGGGGGAGGUGAAGCGUGGGGGAAGUUCCUCCAUCCUUCCCCACAGGGUCAGCCUGGAUGGCGCCCUUUGAGGUCAACGCCCCUGUGUGGGGCGACUGGCUAUGCCUCCCCCCUUUCCCCAUCGCCCCAUUCUCCCCUUCCCCACUCCCCACCCUUCCCACCCGCAUACCUCCAGGUGCCGCCCUCCUUCCCUACUGGUUCAGCCUGGAUGGUGCCCUUUGAGAUCAACGCCCCUGUGUGCCGCCAUCCUUCCCCACGGGGUCAGCGUGGAUGGUGCCCUUCGAGGUCAACGCCCCUGUGUGGGGCGACUGUGCAUUCGCCGUGCAUCAGUGGACAGGUAGCAUUUGGGAAGGUAGCUCGUGGGGAGGUAGCACGUGAGGAGGUAGCAUGUGGGGAGGUAGCAUGUGGAGAGGUAGCACAUGGGGAGGUAGCACGUGGGGAGAUACCACAAUGGGUUCGUACACCCUCCUCUUCCCAUCUCUAUCCCCUCCACCCUUCUCCCCUUUUUCUACCAUCCCAUCUGCUCGACUGUGCGUAUGGGGGAGGCAAGUACCCGCCGAUUUCCCCUCUUACUACCCAACCAGCUCAGCUCCUCCUCUACUGCUUCACUUUUCCUCCCCUCUGUUCACCCCCUUUUCUACCACCCCAGCAGCUCAGCUGUGCCUACGGGGGAGACAUCCAAGUGCCUUCUUCAUUGAGGAAAGGAGAGGGGGACUUCAAUAAUGUACUCAUAGAGAUACCACGCCCACCUCUCCCUUCUUCCCCCCCUGCACACCCCUUUCCCUUUCCCCUCCCCCGCUCGUCAACUCGACUGUGCCUACGGGGAGACAUCCAAGUGACUGCAGACCCUAGCAAGCAGACCCUGCCUUCUCUUUCCCUUCUCCCCCUCCUCCUCCUUUCCCCGAACCAGCUUGACUGUGCAUACGGGGGGGACAUCCAAGUACCGGCCGAUUUCUUCAUCGACGUGCUGAUUGAUAUGCCGCAGCCACGUGGCGGCGUGACAUUGGCCGACGCCAACCCCGACGGCGCGCCAGCUGGCACGAUGCUGACGUGGCAGCAGCUUCUGGCGGCGUACCGGGGCGACUUUGUGGAAGCUUCCAGGAAGCAGCGGAUGGCUCAAGAGAGGGAAGAGACGAGGCUGGGGAGAGCUGAGGCAGAGUGGAGUGAGCGGGAGGGAGAGGAAGGAGUGAACGGGAGAGGCAGCAGCACGUUCACAUCGGAUCAGCAAGAGCAUUUCAAACGGGAGAUUUCUCAAAGUGCUCUUGCAACGGAGGCAGUAGACGGUAGGGGCAGGGUGCCUCCGUUGCAAGAGCAACAGAGGGACCGGAGGGAUGCAGUGGGGGAUGGGGUGGGGGAUGAGAGGAGGAGCCUGGCUCGCAGCCUGGUGACAGAGGUGCAAGCCCACCCUCUCCUGCGCCACACAGGACAAGCAAGCCACCCGGGCAUGCUGUGUGUGCUGUCCAUGCCGCCCGGCGUGGCAUCCACGCCGCCCGGAACGGCGUUCAUGUCGCCUGAAGUGAUGUCCUCUCGAUACGAGUUCCCUCCCACUCCCACAACGCCUCACAUGCCGCCCUCCCCCCACUCGCCCCUUCCCCACUCACCCCUCCCCCAACUUGCAUCCCUUUCCGAAGAUUUCAGCCUCUCCCAUUCCUCCUCUGCUGCUCCUCUCUCCUCCGCAAGCCAGCCGUCACAGGAGCUCGACUCUCUAGCUGAUCUCCUCAUUCGCAUGUCUCUGUCUACAGGCUCGCGCCAUAGCAUGGGCGCCUCAGGCAAGCUUGCUGCGCCUGUGAUGGGGGGAAAGCAGGGAGAAGGGGAAGGGGGGAGGGUGGAGGGGGAAGGGGACCUUUUCCCCCCUGCCCGCCCCUUGCACUGGUCCAAAGUGACUAAUGUGAAAGGGACAGUAAAAGCAACAAAAUCAGGUGGAAAGUCGAAGACAGGAGGAGGGGUGCAAGGAGAAGGGGGAGGACAGGGGGGGAGGAAGGGACUAGGGAAAGAUGAGUUACAAGUGGUUGGUUUGGCUCGCGCUAACAACGUAGCCAUCAUGCUCACUCAAUUCCGCAUGCCCGAGAAUCAAAUCCGAGAUCUGAUCCUCGCAGGAGAUCCUAAGCACGUGCUGCCACCUGACCGCCUGGGCCUGCUGCUUCAGGUGAUUCCAACAGAGGAGGCGGCGAGGGUCAGAGCAGUCUCAGGUGCUGCUUCAGGUGCCAUGUGUGCACCUGAGCGCUUCCUUUGGUCCAUAUCCCUGAUCCCAAGAAUGAGGAGGAAAAUCGAGGCGCUAAUGUUUGUGCGGCAUUUUCACACCAUAGUCAAUGAUGCCCGGGCAGUCAUAAAAGUUUUUUGUCCUGCAGCCCGAGCGAUUCGCAGCAGCAAGAUUUUCCGGGCAGCGCUUGCAGCGGCGCUUGAAGUGGGGAACGAGCUCAACCGAGGCAGAGCAAGGGGUUCAGCCCGCGGGUUCUCUCUGGAUUCCCUCGCCCGCCUGUCAGAGGUGCAAGUCACUCCUCCAUCCCACCGUGCCAAGGGCCUCGACACACUGUUAACCGCCUCCCAGGUGGCUUCUGAGUCGACGCAGAAGUCAAACUCCUCCCAGAUUCUGCCUCCUGGCUCUCGAUUCUCGCGCACACAGUCCUUCCCUGUCACUCGUGCCAAUGCCCCCUCAUCCACCUCCUCCUCCUCGUCCUCGUCCUCCCCAUCCCCUUCCCCGUUUUCCUCCUCUUCCUCCUCCUCUGCUCGUCCCUCCUCCCCGUUCCCCACAUCCUCAACCCUCGCUGCCACCACACCUGCAGCCUCCCCUUUCCCUUCCCACCCUUCCCACCCUUCUCAUCCCUCGCCCCUGAUCGCCGGUGCAACAACGCUCCUCGACGUGGUGGUGAUUAUAACGAGGGGAAGCGACUCAACCAGCGCAGAGGGGGGAGAGGAGGGAGCAGGGGAAGUGGGGAGCAGCCUUGUGGGCAGUGCAGUCAGAAACAAGGGAGGAGAGGGGGGAGCAGGGAGGCGAGGGAAGCUGACAGUAGAGCUGGCAGCAGUGGGGGAGGCUGUUAGGAUGUUCCAGGCUGAGGUGGCGGAUGCCACGUCAGCACUGGACACUGGCCUGCGAUUGGUGGAUGAGGAGGUGCGGCUUCUGCAGCAGGAGAGAGAAGAGGCGAGGCUGGAGGAGGGGGAGGCAGAUCAGGAGGAGGAGGAGGAGGAAGAAGAGCGGAAGGAGAGGGAGGAGGGACAGGGGAAGGGGCACGAUAGCAAGGGUGAGGUGGAGAGGCAGCGGAAGGGGAAGAGGGUAGGGGAGGGCGGGCUGAUGACUGUGCUAGCAGAGUUCAGAUUGAGUGCAAGGAAGGAGAGGGAGGAGCUGGCCACGGAUGCUGAGGAGUGCAGGUCAACACUUCGACAGCUGGCAUGCUACCUUGGGGAGUCAAAACCCCAACCGUCGACAUCAGAUGCGCUGUUUGCAUCGCUGUGGUCGUUUGCCACUCUCUUUGAUCGAGCACAAGCGGCGCUUCACAUGUGA
Messenger RNA from Closterium sp. Naga37s-1, 4413 nucleotides. Lineage: Eukaryota; Viridiplantae; Streptophyta; Zygnematophyceae; Desmidiales; Closteriaceae. The record is from the annotation of a GenBank genome assembly.